This is a messenger RNA of Caenorhabditis auriculariae, 712 nucleotides long. The record is from the annotation of a GenBank genome assembly. Lineage: Eukaryota; Metazoa; Nematoda; Chromadorea; Rhabditida; Rhabditidae.
AUGAGCGCUACUGGAAAACUACAGCGAAUCGUCAUGAAGGUUCUUCUUCUGAUUUUCGCUAUUCUUGCUGUCGUCAGCUGCGGUCCGUUCGGGUGAGUUCGAUUUUCAACUAGAAACAGGCAAGUUCGAAAUGGUUCAGUUAGGCUUUUUAAGUAUUCAGAUGAGCGAAAACAUCAAUAUUAGCUUAAACGAGCUUUUUCUCUCGAAAAUUACAGAAUUCAAAAAAAGAAUUAUUCACCGGUUUAAGCAAGAAUUAUUCACACCAAGAAAAAUAGUUUUUGAAGCGACAAGGUUUAAUCCUUCAAGAUUUUUUUCUAGAGCUAGCAGUGAGUUUUCCAACUUUUUGCAAAAAAAAUAUCAGAAUCUGCUCGCUCCGCUCCAUCAAAAUACUCUUUUUUCAGUUUAAAAAUUUUGAUGGAAGUUUUAAAGAUUUCAAAUUUUUUUAGAGAUUCAUGGUUCAAUUUUGAUCAAACUACACAUAUAAGGCAACCGAAGUCAUUUUUUUUGUAUUUUCAGUAGACACCGUCGUGGAGGAUAUGGUCCUCCACCAGGCAUCGGCUACGGUGGCGGCGGCGGCGGUUACGGCGGCGGCGGCGGUCCUCAGUACGGGGGCGGCGGCUUCCCUGGCGGCGCUCCCUAUGCUGGCGGCGGCGGCAACUACGGACCUCCAGGAGGUGGCUUCGGAGGACCUGGCGGUCAAUGGGGCCGAUAA